AUGGAGCCGGGACUGCCGCCUGUAGACGAGCUCCAUAGGUUGACCAAACUCUUUUUCAAGACUUCCCGGUUGAUGCUCCUUUAUCUAAUCACGACUUUGGGCACAAUGGCAGGCCCAGCAGGAUCCGAGCAACAUCUCAACACAUAUCUGGGUUACUGUCACACACUCGUGGGCCACCUCAUCCUGCAGCCAUCAAUAGAGUCAGUUCAGGCGCUCCUUCUUUUCUCAAUAACCCUUCGUCUCCGGGACCAACUAUCACAGGCAUGGGAUGUGCUCACGCUCGCUAUCUCCAUAUCGCAGACAUUGAGGCUGGCCCAUCUUAGUGCUCCCCUGCGAACCAUACAUGACAUGGCGUCAGACAGCGACAAGAAUCCCAUGCGCACAUGGUGGGCCCUGUACGUAUUCGAGAAAUUUCUCGCCUUUGACUCCGGUCGACAGUCCACCCUGGACGAUCCGAGGUUAUCAUCCGUAGGGCGACAACACCCAACAGACCCGAUGAAUAAUGGAAAGAUGCUGGUGCUUCAAGAUUAUGAGAAAUUCCUCACCAGCCUGGCAAAUGUAUUGCGCGAGAUGCAACAUCGUUCAUGGCAUACAUGGCGGACAGAGAGUCUAGAUACAACGAGCGACGCGGAUGCCCGGGCGAGCAAGAUUCGUACCGCGGGCGCAAUCGACACCUUGCUGUGGGAAUGGCGAAGAAGCCUGCCCUCUGAAUAUCAGAUCAUUGUAUUGAAUCGAAACACGCUUUUGCUGGAUUGGAGCGAGGUGAAAAAGGAGGUCGAUCGGUAUGGAUCUGGGGAACCUUGGCAUUUACGGCUUCGCAACGGGCCCCAAAUAUGUCUUGAGGCCGCGAAGGACAUGACAAACCUCCAAGUCAUGGUGACUGAGGCCGGUGAGCCCAGCUUUUUGGCCCUAGGCACCUCACCGCUAGCAGCGGCCUACGUCUUAGCCGUCCAUAUCCGUCUCCAGCCAGCCUCUAUCUUGAGCCGGGCACACUCUGAGCUUAUGAAGGCGGCCAUGGCUAUCUCGCGACAAAGAUAUUCAUCCAGCACAACUCAAAACUCGUUGCAUAAGUCGCUGGAUGCUUUAGAGCGCUAUGUCUCUCAAUUACUAGGCGAUACAGCCAUUCAGUCUUCAGUCGAGUUCAACACGGACCCUGGGGAGAAUAGUGUUACCACGAUGGCCAUUACGGAUCCAGCGCUGUCAAAUCCGCUCGAGCCUCCACCACUCUCGUGGGGAUCGUUCGACUUGCUGAGUUGGGAUUGGAAUGAACUAGUUCCGCAGGCCUAA
Aspergillus caelatus is the source of this 1287-nucleotide messenger RNA. RefSeq names its product fungal specific transcription factor domain-containing protein. The transcript has 4 exons. The record is from RefSeq and is a predicted model, not a curated record. Bases 1 to 1287 code for a protein of 428 amino acids. Gene Ontology annotation, molecular function: zinc ion binding; DNA binding. Gene Ontology annotation, biological process: DNA-templated transcription. NCBI's taxonomy places the organism in Eukaryota, Fungi, Ascomycota, Eurotiomycetes, Eurotiales, Aspergillaceae.